Lachancea meyersii CBS 8951 is the source of this 1542-nucleotide messenger RNA. The record is from the annotation of a GenBank genome assembly. Lineage: Eukaryota; Fungi; Ascomycota; Saccharomycetes; Saccharomycetales; Saccharomycetaceae.
AUGGGCAUUCUACAAACCCUUUUUCAUGCCGAAGAAGACAUUCAAGGCUCUAAAUUCAGAGCCAUCUUCGUCGGACUUUUCGUCGCUUUUGGUGGCAUUUUAUUUGGAUAUGACACCGGUACAAUCUCGGGCGUCCUAGCAAUGGACUACGUCAAGCAACACUUCACUUCUCGUGGUCACUUUACUGCCAACGAAACCUCACUUAUAACUGCUGUUCUGUCCGCUGGCACAUUUUGUGGAGCCGUUCUGGCACCUUUGGCAUCCGACACCCUAGGCCGCAGGCUCGGUCUUAUAAUCUCUACCGUUAUCUUUACCAUUGGCGUGAUUUUGCAAGUAGCGUCAUCGGGACAGGACUUGCUGAUCGCCGGUAGAGUAAUUGCCGGCGCAGGCGUCGGAAUUCUGUCCGCCAUUGUUCCACUAUACCAAGCCGAAGCCUCUCCAAAAUGGAUCAGAGGCGCUGUUACGUCGUGCUACCAAUGGGCAAUUACCAUCGGUUUAUUACUAGCUGCCUGUGUGAACCAGGGUACUCACGCUAGAAACGACUCUGGUUCCUACAGAAUUCCGAUCGCCAUUCAGCUUGUGUGGGCACUUAUCUUGUUCAUCGGAAUGCUAAUUUUGCCUGAAUCGCCCAGAUUUUAUGUCAUGAAAGACAAGAUGCCCCAGGCAAGCGAAGCACUUUCCAAGCUCAGAGGUCUCCCACAAGAUCACGAAAACGUUCAAUCUGAACUUGAGGAGAUUAUUGCCAACUACAACUACGAACGCUCUUUUGGCAAGUCGUCCAUUUUCAAUUGCUUCAAACCAACCAACCAUCAGCUGAAGCGCAUUAUCAUCGGUAUUUCUAUCCAAGGUCUACAACAACUGACCGGAAUCAACUUCAUUUUCUAUUAUGGUACCCAGUUUUUCCAGAACUCUGGUAUCAAGAACCCUUUCAUUAUACAACUGAUCAUGAAUGUGGUCAAUGUUGUGAUGACCAUUCCAGGCAUUGCAUUGGUUGAAGUCGCUGGCAGAAGGAAUUUACUUCUAUGGGGUGCGACCGGUAUGUGCAUUAGUGAACUCAUUGUUGCUGCUGUUGGUACCGCUCUACCAAACAGUUUAUCUGCUAACAAAACGUUGAUUGCAUUUUCCUGCACUUUCAUUGCCUCCUUCGCAUCUACGUGGGGCCCAUUGGCUUGGGUUGUCGUGGGGGAGAUUUUCCCCUUGACUGUCAGAGCCAAAUCGGUUGCUGUGUGUGCUGCUUCUAAUUGGCUUUUCAAUUUUGCCAUUGCCUACGCUACUCCAUACCUUGUUGACAGCCAGCACGCAAACCUACAGUCAAAGGUGUUCUUCAUCUGGGGAGGGUGCACGUUCUUGUGCUUCCUAUUCGUUUACUUCUUCAUUUACGAAACUAAAGGUUUCACACUUGAGCAAAUCGAUGAGCUCUUUGAGACAUGCAGGAGUGCCCGCCAUUCAAAAGGUUUUGUUCCAUCUGCCUGCUCUGCGGCUAGUCCCGAUUCGUGUUCGGAAUCGAAUAAAGCUAUUGUUGAGACAAUCGAGAAAGUAUAG